UAAAAAGUUGGCCUAAAUUUCAUCACUCUUCAAGCAUAAAAUUACACUUAAGUUUUUAUUUUCCUAAUUAUUUCAACUCGAAUCCUGUGUGUUUAGAAAUGUCCAAGAUGAAGAAGUUAACUGGCUCAUUCCGCUAUACACAGUGGGACCCUUGCCUAAUAGUGUCUCAGAUAGUGGCAAUGCAGUGCGUAUUGUACCUUACGUUAAGUCUUUUGAUCGCUGUUAUGCAGGAUCUGACUACUUCGACAAGGACUUUGGAUCAUCUCUUUCAGUACCAUGAAAUCCAAGUGAAAGACAAUGAAGGUAGAGCAGUGAUUAUAGCAUUUGUACUAAAUGCUAUAAUAGGAGCUUUGAUGCUGUGGAUGUUGGUAGGAAGGACCAAGUUGUGCUUAGAUUUUAGUUGCACCUUCUACGGUAUUCAUUUACUGACAUGUUGGUUCUACAACAACAGUUUCCCCACCACAUUCUCCUGGUGGGCGCUCAACAUAGCUUGCGCUUCGGUCAUGUGCGUAGCUGGUGAGUUCCUCUGCCUACGCACCGAGCUUCAAGCCAUUCCACUUACUAACAUCGGCGCUAAAGUGGAUUUAUGAAAGUUAACCGUUAUAUUCACAUAAUGGUUGGACUAUUCGUUGAUAGCUGGACUAUGCCGGGUGGACUAUUUCUGUGCAAUGGCUGGAAUCCUAACGAUGUGUGAAAAGUUACUCUGUACGUGAAUGUGUAAAAAAUAAGUCUGAUAAAUAUGGGUACAUGACCAAUGACUAACGUUCUUCAUUACGAUUUAUAUAAUGUAGACUUCAGUUUUCAUAAAGAUAAUUUAUUAAAAAAGCCGAUUCCGUUUAUAGAACCAUGAUAGGUGGUCUGGAUUGUUUUUUAUGCGCAUUUCUCUAAAACGUGACGUGAAUGCAAAAAAUUAAAAGAGAAAUUUGGUAAUAAAUAACUAUUUUAGUGACAGCUGACUUUCUGAUAGACGAUGGGUUAAACCAAGAAAAUAUUACGAAGCUUUCUCUUUGUUAAGCCUAAUGUUAUUAUUCUAAUGAGUGAACACCGUCCACCAUAGUAUCUGGAUGAGCAUUUAUCAUAAAAUGUGCAUUCAUCUUAUAAAGUGAAUAGCAGGAAAAUGUACCAGUGAAAAUGAAAAUGAAAAUGACCUCUAAGUAAUAUUGGCGCUAAAGUGGAUUUAUGAAUUUUAACUGUUGUAUGUACAAAAUUCCUCUCUCGAACCUGUGCUUACACAAAAAAACUUAAAAUGAAGCGGUGAUAGCUCAUUGGGCAGCAGCUCGACUUCCCUUUCGGG
Molecule: messenger RNA, 1294 nt
Organism: Pararge aegeria (speckled wood butterfly)
Lineage: Eukaryota; Metazoa; Arthropoda; Insecta; Lepidoptera; Nymphalidae
Gene: Sys1
Product: protein SYS1 homolog
Exons: 4
Coding region: 99-590 (163 amino acids)
Biological process (GO): Golgi to plasma membrane protein transport; protein localization to Golgi apparatus; Golgi to endosome transport
Cellular component (GO): Golgi membrane; trans-Golgi network
Source: RefSeq, a predicted model, not a curated record